Dioscorea cayenensis subsp. rotundata (Guinea yam) is the source of this 4564-nucleotide messenger RNA. RefSeq names its product regulator of nonsense transcripts 1 homolog. Gene Ontology annotation, cellular component: cytoplasm. The coding region runs from base 122 to 3865 and encodes 1247 amino acids. The transcript has 29 exons. Gene Ontology annotation, molecular function: RNA binding; ATP binding; DNA binding. Lineage: Eukaryota; Viridiplantae; Streptophyta; Magnoliopsida; Dioscoreales; Dioscoreaceae. Gene Ontology annotation, biological process: nuclear-transcribed mRNA catabolic process, nonsense-mediated decay. The record is from RefSeq and is a predicted model, not a curated record.
UUAUUUUCCCGAGUCUUGAAUCUCCCCCAUCGCUUCUUCCCCCUCUUCGUCUCCUCCGAAACCCUCAUCUCUUCACCUUCCCCAAAACCCUAGCCCUAGAAAACCCUAAUCCUUCCCCUCCAUGGCCGCGCAGUCGGUGGCCAACAACCUCUACGAGACGGCGUCGCAGCCUGACACCGCCGGUGACGCCUACACCUUCCUGGAGUUCAGCACACAGGGCGACGACUUCGAUUACCACGAGUUCCAGGAGCUUUCCCAGCCGAUCCGUUCUUCUUCCUCCGAUCUACCUCCCCAGGACUCGUCCCCCCUCCCCUCCCCCUCUGCCGCAUCGGCGGCCGCAUCCUCGUCGUCUGCGGGUAAGGGACGGGGCGGCGAUCGAUCUGUGGCCGUUGAUGCCCUUGCUACGGGGAUUAGCGGUCUCAAUUUUGAGGAGACGGUGGGUGAUGAGGAGUUUGGGAAGGUCGGGUUCACGGAGCACGCGUGCCGCUAUUGUGGGGUUCAGAAUCCUGCAUGCGUUGUGCGCUGCAACAUGCCUUCUUGCCGCAAGUGGUUCUGUAACUCCCGUGGGAACACUUCUGGAUCGCAUAUCGUCAAUCAUCUGGUUCGAGCUAAACACAAGGAAGUUUGCCUCCACAAAGACAGUCCUUUAGGAGAAACAAUUCUUGAGUGUUAUAACUGUGGUUGCCGGAAUGUGUUCCUGCUUGGGUUUAUAUCUGCAAAAACAGAGAGCGUGGUUGUUCUUUUGUGCAGGGAGCCUUGUUUGAAUGUGAAUGCAUUGAAAGACAUGAAUUGGGAUCUCAGUCAGUGGUGCCCUCUAAUCGAUGAUAGAUGUUUUCUCCAGUGGCUUGUUAAGAUUCCUUCUGAACAGGAACAGCUGAGGGCACGCCAAAUCAGUGCUCAACAAAUUAAUAAGUUGGAAGAGCUUUGGAAAACAAGCCCGGAUGCUUCUCUAGAAGAUCUUGAGAAGCCUGGAGUUGAUGAUGAACCCCAGCCUGUGGCCCUAAAGUAUGAAGAUGCAUAUCAGUAUCAAAAUGUAUUUGCACCACUUAUUAAACUUGAAGCUGAUUAUGAUAAGAUGAUGAAAGAGUCACAGAGUAAAGACAAUGUGACAAUUCGUUGGGAUAUUGGCCUUAACAAGAAGCGUGUUGCUUACUUCGUCUUUCCCAAGGAAGAUAAUGAACUAAGGCUUGUUCCGGGGGAUGAGCUCAGGCUGCGAUACUCAGGAGAUGGUGCCCAUCCUGCAUGGCAAUCUGUGGGCCAUGUGAUCAAAUUAACUGCACAAGAGGAGGUUGCUCUUGAACUUCGCGCAAGUCAGGGUGUCCCUGUUGAUGUGAACCAUGGCUUUAGCGUAGAUUUUGUGUGGAAGAGUACUAGUUUUGAUCGGAUGCAAGGGGCAAUGAAAACCUUUGCUGUGGAUGAAACCAGUGUCAGUGGGUAUAUAUACCAUCACUUAUUAGGGCAUGAAGUUGAACUUCAAGUAGUCCGUAAUACACUCCCACGGCGUUUUGGUGCCCCUGGCCUUCCCGAAUUAAACGCUUCCCAGGUUUUUGCUGUGAAGAGUGUCCUUCAGAAGCCAAUUAGUUUAAUCCAGGGUCCACCUGGUACAGGGAAAACUGUCACAUCUGCAUCCAUUGUAUACCACAUGGCCAAGCAAGGCCAGGGGCAGGUCCUGGUUUGUGCUCCAAGUAACGUUGCAGUUGACCAAUUAGCGGAGAAGAUAAACACAACUGGAUUGAAGGUUGUUAGGCUGUGUGCUAAAUCAAGAGAGGCUGUGAGUUCACCUGUUGAGCAUCUAACGCUUCACUAUCAGGUUCGACAUCUUGACACAUCUGAAAAGAGUGAACUUCAUAAGCUUCAACAACUGAAAGAUGAACAAGGGGAACUAUCAAGCAGUGAUGAGAAAAAGUUUAAGGCUUUGAAACGAGCUACUGAAAGAGAGAUAUUACAAAGUGCUGAUGUCAUUUGUUGCACCUGUGUUGGUGCUGGAGAUCCUCGAUUAGCUAACUUCCGGUUCCGACAGGUUCUUAUUGAUGAGUCUACUCAAGCAACAGAGCCUGAAUGUCUUAUUCCAUUAGUGCUCGGGGUCAAACAGGUUGUUCUGGUUGGCGAUCAUUGCCAGCUUGGUCCAGUCAUAAUGUGCAAAAAAGCAGCUCGUGCUGGAUUGGCACAGUCUCUGUUUGAGCGCCUUGUGCUACUUGGGCUGAAGCCAUUUAGAUUGCAGGUCCAAUAUCGAAUGCAUCCUUCUCUUUCUGAGUUUCCUUCAAACAGCUUCUACGAGGGCACUUUACAGAAUGGGGUGACGAUAAAUGAGAGACAAUCCACAGGGAUUGAUUUUCCUUGGCCUGUUCCUAACCGGCCAAUGUUCUUUUAUGUUCAGAUGGGACAAGAGGAGAUUAGUGCAAGCGGAACCUCAUAUCUUAAUAGAACUGAGGCUGCGAAUGUUGAGAAAAUUGUAACAACAUUUUUGAGGAGUGGUGUGAUUCCUAGCCAGAUUGGAGUAAUAACACCAUAUGAAGGACAACGGGCAUACAUUGUUAAUUAUAUGUCUAGAAAUGGAGCGCUCAGGCAACAGCUUUAUAAAGAAAUUGAGGUUGCAAGUGUUGAUUCUUUCCAGGGAAGGGAGAAAGAUUUCAUUAUUUUAUCUUGUGUGCGAAGCAAUGAACACCAGGGUAUUGGGUUUCUUAAUGAUCCACGUAGGCUUAAUGUGGCACUAACUCGAGCUCGUUAUGGAAUUGUCAUCUUGGGGAAUCCAAAGGUUUUGAGCAAACAGCCAUUAUGGAAUAGCUUAUUGACACAUUAUAAGGAACACGAGUGCCUGGUAGAGGGGCCUCUGAAUAACUUGAAGCAGAGUAUGGUGCAAUUUCAGAAGCCAAAGAAGAUUUAUAAUGACCGCAGACUCUACUUUGGUGGUGCCCCUGGUGCUGGUCCUGCUGAUAGCUUUGGGCCCAUUGGCUCCACUAGCUCAAAUGUUGACAAACGAGGUGGUCGUGCUAAAGCAGGCCACUCCUAUAUGCCCUUCGGCCCGCCAAAUGGUACUCCUAAGCCAGGCGUGCAUCCUGCCGGAUAUCCCCUCCCUAGGAUCCCUCUUCCCCCUUUUCUUGGCGCUCCACAUUCACAACCAUAUGCAAUUCCAACCCGAGGGGCUGUUCAUGGCCCAAUUGGAGCUGUUCCGCAGGUUCCCCAACCAGGUAAUAGGGGUUUUGGAGCUGGUCGGGGUAAUGCUGGGGGCCCCAUUGGGGGUCACCUUGUACAUCAUCAGCAAGCUUCCCAACAAGGUCUGGGUGGCAUGGGUUCUUUCAGUUUUCCUCUGGAUAACCCAAACACUCAGCCAUCUGUUGGGGCUCCUUUAUCUCAAUCUGGAUUGAUGACUCAGGUUCCAGUUCAAGGUCUAAGCCAAACAUUUCAUGAAGGAUUUUCUAUGGGUGGCAUGUCACAGGACUUUCUGGGUGACGACUUCAAAAGCCAGGGAUCACAUGUUGCAUAUAAUGUCGCAGAUUUCUCUACCCAGGCUUCACAAAGUGGGUAUGGUGUUGAGUAUGCCACCCAGGGACCACAAGGGGGGUUCCCUGCAAGUUAUUUGAAUCAAAAUUCUCAACCGGGGUAUUCGCAUUUGGGCUCUGGAAAUGACUUCAUAUCUCAGGAUUACAUGGCUCAUGGAUCACAAGGUUUAUUCACACAAGCAGGAUACAAUGAUCCAUCACAAGGUGAAUCUUCUCAGAGCCAUUUUGGUGUGGCUGGCCGCAGUCCACUGCAAUCACAGGGCUUGAUGAACCCCCCUCUGCACUCACAGCCGUUCACCCAAUACAACACCCCAAAUUCACAGCCUCCGCAGCAGCAGAACCAGAAAAUUCACUACAAUGGAUAAACUCCAUUGCAAGCUUCCAUUUUGAUGGGUUAUAAUCUUUGGAUUUAGCAUCGCGGUUGUGCCAUGUGCGUGCCUUUGUGCAAACCUUGCAGAGAGGAGUCAGCAGGUUCGAGUUGGUUCCCUCUAUUGGAUGCCUCCUAAAUUUACUAUAAGGACAGGAUUGGUGGUUACAGAGGCCAAGGAAGAAUGGCGACUCACCGAACUGCAUGCUGCACAGUUGGCAUAGCUGGAGCUGAGGAAAGGAUUUGCCCAACCCCUCCGAUUAUCAUAUAGGUUUUUCCUAUGAUUUUAUCGAAAGUAAUCAAGUGCCAUAAGGGAGUAUCGAGAUUGCAUACAACAAAAAUGUUAUUGUGAUUGUGGCCUUGCUCAAUAUCAAUCGGUUUUUCUGCACAUAUACAAGGAAAUGCAAUAGUGGGUUUGUCCUCGCUCUCUGUUCGACAUAUCUACACAACAGCUGCAGUUAUACCUUUGUGUACAUCAUCAGUCUUUAAAAAUGGCAGGGCUCUUACACACUGAUGUUUAUGGUUUUUGAUGUUAUGCAGCUCAUAGUUGAACUCCCUCAACAAUGUUUUGAAUGGUUUAUUAUGUGUUUAUGCGCUGGGUGUUUUUAUAGUGGGUUAAGCUCAUCCAUGAUUUGUUGACCUAGCCUGACAAAACGGAUUAGUUCAUUUAUGGUAUUGAUUUUGGUUUUCAGUUUGA